Messenger RNA from Brassica oleracea var. oleracea, 839 nucleotides. RefSeq names its product desiccation-related protein At2g46140-like. The record is from RefSeq and is a predicted model, not a curated record. Gene Ontology annotation, biological process: response to desiccation. Lineage: Eukaryota; Viridiplantae; Streptophyta; Magnoliopsida; Brassicales; Brassicaceae. Gene Ontology annotation, cellular component: cytosol. The transcript has 2 exons. Bases 154 to 654 code for a protein of 166 amino acids.
AUAAUGACACGCUUCUCCGGUAAUUAAGAUAUUAAUUAUCCCUUAAGUACAAAGCAAAUCUUAUAUGGGGAGUCAAUAGAUAUUUAGAUCUGAUCAUUUGGAAGUAAAACUAGUUGAAAGGUUAAGAAGAAAAAAAAAAAGGACAGAGAAAGAAUGGCAGAAACGGAGCAAAAGGAGGUAGAAGAAACGGGAUCGUUGAUCUCAGGCUUGUUGGAUAAAGCCAAAGGUUUCUUUGCCGAGAAGCUUGCUAAUAUUCCGACGCCGGAAGCCACCGUGGACGACGUAGACUUCAAAGGUGUGACUCGUCAAGGAGUUGAUUAUCACGCCAAGGUCUCCGUCAAGAAUCCUUACCCUCAACACAUCCCUAUUUGCCAGAUCUCUUACAUCCUCAAGAGUGACACAAGGAUGAUAGCGUCUGGAACAAUACCUGAUCCGGGUUCGUUGAUCGCGAACGGGUCCACGGUUCUGGACGUACCGGUGAAGGUGCCUUACAGCAUAGCGGUGAGUUUGAUGAAGGACAUGUGUUUGGACUGGGACAUUGACUAUCAACUCGACAUUGGACUGACCAUCGACAUUCCUAUUGUUGGUGACAUUACCAUUCCUGUCUCUACUCAGGGUGAGAUGAAGCUCCCUUCCCUUCGCGACUUCUUUUAAUCAUCUCUAUAAGUUAUAAUCUGAUUUUCAAUAAGUACGAUCCUACUCGGAUGUUUCAGUUGUGGACUCUUGUUUUGUCGGCUUUGUUGUUGGAUUAAUAAGGUCUUUUAUUUGGUUAUGUAUGUGUUCCUUUGAACAUUUUGUUGGUAAGAGUAAGAAACUACAAGAUGUCACAGUUUGAACAC